AUGAAACGUGAAGCGCCAUCUGAAUUACAUGACUCCUAUAAUGACGGCAAGGAGCGGCCGGCAAAAGUGCGACGCCGAGAGAGUUCGUGCUCGAAGAGAGAGCACAAACAAAGCAACCCACAACAAUUGCUCUCUCCCGCUUCGCCUGAUUUUGAUGGCAGAAAUCCUGACAAUUUAGAACGUCAAGCAGCGAUUCCACCUUCGCUCACGAAUGCGACCACAGAACUUGCGGACGAAAUAUAUCAGUGGAUACCCGCACUACCGGUAAUCGGCGAGUUUGAUCCUAUGAGUCAACUGGGUCAUACAGAAUCAUCUCCACCAUCAAGACCGCAUAAUUGGACUCUCCAAGAUUAUCAGAUGCACAUGAUGUCACUUGACCGACAGAAAAAGAAGCGGUUGAUAAUGGGUCGCAAAAUUCAGGGGAAAGGGCUUCCCAAGCGAACAGUGAAAGAUUACCAGAUGCAGAUGAUGGUUCUCGAGCAACAGAAUAAGAGGAAAUUGAUGUUAUUUCGUCAAGAGCAGGAAAACGCAGCGCUUUGGGCAACUAUCAAAGCCCAGCAACAUCGGGUUAAGAAAUAUGUGACAACGGUUGGGAAGAGUAAAAUUAACAGCUUUGAUGAGAUAAGUUGCCUGCUGUAG
Messenger RNA from Talaromyces proteolyticus, 639 nucleotides. RefSeq lists its product as uncharacterized. The record is from RefSeq and is a predicted model, not a curated record. Lineage: Eukaryota; Fungi; Ascomycota; Eurotiomycetes; Eurotiales; Trichocomaceae. The transcript is spliced from 2 exons. The coding region runs from base 1 to 639 and encodes 212 amino acids.